This is a messenger RNA of Anopheles cruzii, 811 nucleotides long. RefSeq names its product kxDL motif-containing protein CG10681. Gene Ontology annotation, biological process: lysosome localization. NCBI's taxonomy places the organism in Eukaryota, Metazoa, Arthropoda, Insecta, Diptera, Culicidae. Gene Ontology annotation, cellular component: BORC complex. The transcript has 2 exons. The record is from RefSeq and is a predicted model, not a curated record. Bases 1 to 747 code for a protein of 248 amino acids.
AUGAAUUCGGAAAUGAGCAGCAGCAUGCAUUCCGGGCGUCCGGAAAGUGAAUUCAGCAUCGAGUGCUUUCAAAACUACACCGCUCCGGAAGUGUUUGUACAAGGCUUGGCCGGGCUGGUCAACCAGACGGAUGUGGAAGUGAUGAUACGGGCGCAAAAGCAAAUGUUGCAGCGCUUCGAGAAAACGAAUGAAAUGCUCAUAAACUGCAAUUCGCUCAGCAACAGCCGGCUGAAGAUAGCGGCGGACGAUUUUAAGAAACACACGAAGCUGUUGCACGACAUGAAAAAGGACUUGGACUACAUCUUCCGGAAGAUACGUACGAUCAAGACGAAAAUCGGAAACCAGUACCCGGCGGCGUAUGCCGAGGCGGAAGCCAAGGCGAAGCCGAUCAGUUUCGACGAGGAGGAUGAAAUCGAUACGGCCAGCCGGGCGGAAACCCUCGAUGAGCGGCCGCCUGGCGGUGGUGGUGCCGCGUCCUCCACUUCGACGCCAGCCAAAGCAUCGGGCAGCAAACGGGAUCGGAACGGGCCACCGGGACCGGAUGUUAAGGAGCGCCAACAGCUGUCGGCCAGUGGAAGCAGAGAAAACUCCACCGUCGGGUACGUGAAAAUGGAGCAGAGCCCGGAGAACCGAAAAACCGGCGGUGGCUCGAGUGGCGAACAGAAACGGCGAUCUUUCCGUUCGGCGCAGAGCAGCUCGACGGACAAUUCGAACGAUUCAUCCGAUGGCACUUCCGACACGGGCUGAAAAGCGUUGCUCCCCACCCGUUACUCCGAUCUCAGCCGUCGUCAUCCGACGGACAUGAAGAACG